Molecule: messenger RNA, 1696 nt
Organism: Oncorhynchus keta (chum salmon)
Lineage: Eukaryota; Metazoa; Chordata; Actinopteri; Salmoniformes; Salmonidae
Gene: slc10a2
Product: solute carrier family 10 member 2
Exons: 6
Coding region: 188-1306 (372 amino acids)
Biological process (GO): bile acid and bile salt transport
Cellular component (GO): apical plasma membrane
Molecular function (GO): bile acid:sodium symporter activity
Source: RefSeq, a predicted model, not a curated record
GAGGGGAGAGGCGUAUGGUCUCAGUGCAGCCCUCGUCACCGUGGAUACAGGAGGGAGGAGAGCCGGAGGAGUCUUAAAAGAACGCAACACCACAGGACAGACUACUUCUCUCCACCCCCCCCCGCACUCUGGAAUUCUUCUAUUGGGUUCCUUUUUAGAUUUAUUUUUUUAAUCACCUUUCUCCACUAUGAACACACCAAUGACAACAGCUGCCGUGGUGUUGGCCACCUGCCACACCAACGCCACGAUAUGCUCGGGCACGUCGUGCCUGGUGGCUCCCAGCAACUACAACGAGAACCUGAGCCUAGUUCUCAGCAUCGUGCUGACCGUCAUGCUGGCCAUGGUCAUGUUCUCCAUGGGCUGCACCGUGGAGGCCGGAAAGCUGUGGGGACACAUCAAGAGGCCGUGGGGAAUUUUUAUCGGCUUCUUGUGCCAGUUCGGCAUCAUGCCCUUCACCGCCUUCGCCCUGUCGCUGGCCUUCAACGUGCUGCCCGUGCAGGCCGUCGUCAUCAUCAUCAUGGGCUGCUGUCCCGGUGGCUCCAGCUCGAAUAUCAUUGCCUACUGGCUGGAUGGAGACAUGGACCUCAGUAUCAGCAUGACAGCCUGCUCCUCUAUCCUGGCCCUGGGGAUGAUGCCUCUGUGUCUGCUCAUCUACACGUCUGUCUGGACCUCUGCUGACACCAUCCAGAUCCCCUACCAAAGCAUAGGUAUCACUUUGGUGUCCCUCCUCAUCCCCGUCGCCCUGGGAAUCUACGUCAAAAACAAGUGGCCCGAAAUAGCCAAAAAGAUCCUCAAGGUGGGUUCCAUAGUUGGCCUCCUCCUCAUCAUCAUAAUUGCGGUGGUUGGUGGGGUGCUGUACCAGUCCUCCUGGACCAUCUCCCCCUCUCUCUGGAUCAUCGGAGCCAUCUACCCCUUCGUAGGCUUCAUCCUGGGCUUCUUCAUGGCCCGCUUUGUCGGACAACCCUGGCACAGGUGUCGUACCAUCGCCCUGGAGACAGGCUUCCAGAACUCCCAGUUGUGCAGCACCAUCGUCCAGCUGUCGUUCUCCCCUGAAGACCUGGAGGUCAUGUUCGCCUUCCCACUCAUCUACAGCAUCUUCCAACUGGUGGUGGCUGUCAUGUUUGUUGGAGCUUACCAGAUGUAUAAGAGGAAGUGUGGAGCGGGUUCAUCUGAGUUAGACAGCGAGGGAGCAGAGGGGGAUGCUGAGGCACCUAAGGAUAAGCAGGAGUACGCCCUGGAAAAUGGAGGCUUCGAGUGCGACGAGAAUGGCAACAAUGGAGAAAAGGGCAAGAUCACCCAGAUGUGAGCACGGACAAGCCGCGGGACUCUGACAGCAGCACGCAGCGACCUGGGUUCAAUACCGUACCUACAUCCUUCCCACUCAAUCACACCAUGCACAGGGUUGCAGUGUGGUAGUGACUGAGGCGAGGUAUUGUGAGAUUUGUUGAGUGGUGAGAGACAGAGGAAACUGUUCACCAUGAAAAGGUUUCUGUCUAGUCACUCCUGUCAGAACUACAAUAACUUUUUCAAUAUUUAUAUUUGCAAACCAGUCAACCUAAACUAAUUUAUUAGUCCAUGUCGUAGGACUCAUGACACACACACACCAGCAUUAAGACAUUAUAUUGAGUUUUAAAUGGACCCCUCCAGGAUAUUUUACACAUGGCUCAUAUUUUAUCAUUUGUAUGUUAAAGCAACA